GAAUGUAAACUUCUAUUGACUGAACCACCUCUGAAUCCGAGUAGUAAUCGAGAGAGACUAUUUCAAGUGAUGUUCGAACAGUAUGGCUUCCAUUCUAUACAUGUGGCAGUACAGGUAAGCAGCAUUGUUAUUGAUUCGUUUACUUUUUUAUACAUUUUUUCUCUCUCUUUCGAUAUCCGGCUUAUCGCAGUGCGAAAGGCUGUGCUGACUUUAUAUGCUCAAGGUCUUCUUACCGGUGUCGUGGUUGAUUCUGGUGAUGGAGUGACACAUAUCUGCCCAGUAUAUCAGGGAUAUGCACUUCAUCACUUAACACGAAGGCUGGAUAUUGCAGGGCGAGACAUCACCCGCUACUUGAUCAAGCUACUGUUGCUGCGGGGUUACAAUUUCAAUCACUCAGCUGAUUUUGAAACAGUACGAUUGAUGAAGGAAAAAUUGUGCUAUGUGGCUUACGAUGUCGAACAAGAGCAGAAGUUAGCAUUGGAGACAACAGUGCUGUCACAGACUUAUACAAUUUUGGGCUCAUCGUCCGAGUCCCAGUCCCACUUUUUGCUUUUUUCAUUGAUUACAUCUAAAAUUUUGCAAUUGCAUCUGGCAUGA
Cylicostephanus goldi is the source of this 597-nucleotide messenger RNA. Lineage: Eukaryota; Metazoa; Nematoda; Chromadorea; Rhabditida; Strongylidae. The record is from the annotation of a GenBank genome assembly.